AUGUCAGACGCGGCGAAGCUGACGGCGAGCGAGUGGUACUUCUUCAGCUUCAGGGACCGCAAGUACGCGACGGGUUCGCGCACGAACCGCGCCACCAAGACGGGGUACUGGAAGGCCACCGGCAAGGACCGCGAGGUGCGCAGCCCGGCCACCCGCGGCGUCGUCGGCAUGAGGAAGACGCUCGUCUUCUACCAGGGCCGCGCCCCCAACGGCGUCAAGUCCUGCUGGGUCAUGCACGAGUUCCGCCUCGACUCGCCGCACACGCCACCAAAGGAGGACUGGGUGCUGUGCAGGGUGUUCCAGAAGCGGAAAGACAGCGAGCAAGACAACGGCGGCGGCUCCUCGUCGCCGACGACCUUUGCCGGCGCAUCGCAGUCGCAGGGGGUCCUGCCGGAGCCGGACCAGCCCACCAGCAUGAUGGACGCGUCGUACGUAGUCGACCAGCCGGGCUCUACCGCCGGAAUAUUCGCUGCACCGCCGCAUCAUCAUCAGGAGAACCUGAUGAGCCUCGGUAUUGGUGGCCUGGACGCGUUGCUGAUGAACGGAGCGAUGUGGCAGUACACCUCGUCGUCGGUUUUCGAUCACUUCCCGCAGCAGGAAGUGACCAGCUCGCCGACGAUGAUGGGGCUAGGCAGCUCCAGGGGAGGAGGAGGAGACGGCGGCUGCAGCAGCAGCUUCUUCUACGACAGCGGCUUCGAGGACAUGGCCAACAUUGGGGGCAUGGGGUUCCCACAGGGAUGGACUGGCUGAGAGGACUGAUCGAGGAGGCACGUACCAAUUGCAAUGCGUACGUACGUGCAGGUGCAGCCAUGGGAGAUGGACUGGGCAUUGUGAAGGAAAUGAUUGAAUUGAUUCCAUUAGUACUAGUACCCUCUAGUAUUAUUGUACAGUAGGUACUUAGCGUGAGGUUAGAUUACUAGAAAUUGUUAAGAGUGCACCUCUCCAAUCCAAAAGGAAAAAAAAAAACGGAAAGAAAAAGUAGAGUGCAUAUGUGCAUAAGAUAGAUCGAUGGUUUGGUUCACCUGCAUGACGACAACUGUAUAUAUGUAUAUGUAUCUCUUUGCUCCUACUAUAUGUUUGUAUAUAUUUUAAGUACAUGAUGCAUGUGUGCGUGGCACACAAGAACUGUUACUGAUCAA
Messenger RNA from Sorghum bicolor (sorghum), 1139 nucleotides. RefSeq names its product protein CUP-SHAPED COTYLEDON 1. The coding region runs from base 1 to 750 and encodes 249 amino acids. Gene Ontology annotation, molecular function: DNA binding. The record is from RefSeq and is a predicted model, not a curated record. Gene Ontology annotation, biological process: regulation of DNA-templated transcription. NCBI's taxonomy places the organism in Eukaryota, Viridiplantae, Streptophyta, Magnoliopsida, Poales, Poaceae. The transcript has 2 exons.